Molecule: messenger RNA, 786 nt
Organism: Erythranthe guttata (spotted monkey flower)
Lineage: Eukaryota; Viridiplantae; Streptophyta; Magnoliopsida; Lamiales; Phrymaceae
Source: RefSeq, a predicted model, not a curated record
AUGUCAGAAGCUCAUAAUGGUGUUCUCAAGGGAACUCGAAAACUUCCCAUCUCAACAAUUGUUGACCUCACAUUCAACCGCAUUGUUAGGAUUUGGGGUUUAUAUGGAGAUGAUGGUGAUGAUGAUCCACACCCUAGAGUGAUGCAGUACUUAAUUGAUACUAGGUUCUAUGGAGUAUAUCGAUGUGGUAGUCUCGUAGUCAAUUUGCAUCUUAUUGCAGCUUCAGUGGAGAGAUGGCGCCCGGAGACACACACGUUUCAUUAUCGAGCAGGGGAGGCGACAUUGACACUUGAGGAUGUCUCACUAUUAUGGAUUUUGCCUGUUGAUGGACUACAUGUUACUGGACAGGAUAUUUCAUGGUCGAAGGAGCAGUGGCAGGUUUAUUGUCAGACGUGGUUGGGAUAUGGUCCUUCAGAUGCAGCUUUCAAAGGAGGACGGCUCUUUGCAACUGAUCUGGACCUACAUUUACGACAUUGCACGAUUACUGAUGACAGCACGGAGCAGCGUAUUCAGCAGCAUACCAGGUGUUUACUGUUAUUGCUACUUGGGGAGGUUAUGUGUCCUGACACAUCUUCAAGUGCAAUCUCGUUGUUGUAUCUUCGCCAUUUCGAAGAUCUUGAGGCAGUGCGUACUUUCAGUUGGGGUAGUGCAGUUCUUGCAUAUUUGUAUCGUGAGCUAUGCACUGGGGCUUUACAUAGGAAAGUUGUGGAACAAGGCGGCACUGUUGAGUUGGAUAAGAGGCUAACUAAUCUAGGUGGUGUGCUUACUUUGUCACACGUAAUAUGA